AUGGAUGAUUCAACAAAAGAAUAUAAGGCACGCCAAAAUGAUACAGAAAUAACAAGUGAUCAUGGAAUAAUACGAAGUCCGGGGUAUCCAACACAAUUUCAAACAACAACAACCGAAUGUUUUCGUGCAAUACGUGUGCCAAGUGAUAAAAAUAUUCGCCUAUGGUUAACUGAUCUAUAUAUUGGUUCAACACCGGGAACUUGUGUUAGCGAUCAUGUCUAUGUUGUUGAUAGUGUUCAAACAUAUCAACAUUGUGCUCGACUGCGGUAUGCUUAUUCAUAUUUAUGA
This is a messenger RNA of Rotaria sp. Silwood2, 288 nucleotides long. The record is from the annotation of a GenBank genome assembly. NCBI's taxonomy places the organism in Eukaryota, Metazoa, Rotifera, Eurotatoria, Philodinida, Philodinidae.